Molecule: messenger RNA, 1835 nt
Organism: Psylliodes chrysocephalus
Lineage: Eukaryota; Metazoa; Arthropoda; Insecta; Coleoptera; Chrysomelidae
Source: the annotation of a GenBank genome assembly
UAUAGCUUUUUUCGCAGAUUGUGAAAGGCCAGAAAAAAAGAAGACAAACACAUCACAUAACCUCAAAAUUGUUCAAAUUUUCAAAACAAAUAUUUAAAAUCAUGAUAAAAUCUCAGAUAUAAAAUAAGGAGCUUUAUGAGGAAAGUACAUAGCCGUAAGGGUGAGGGUUUGUUUAAGAUUUGCUUCUUUAUGGAUUAAAUACCUAUAUUCUUAAAUUAAAAUAAUAACUAUAUUUUAGAAAUGGCAGAAAAACAAAAAAUAUUAGUUUGUGGAGACGUCGAAGGAAAAUUUGAUCAACUUUUUAAGAGAGUGGAAACUAUCAACAAAAAAUCAGGACCUUUUGAUUGCCUUCUAUGUGUUGGAAAUUUUUUUGGAAUCAAUAAUAGAGAAUUUAUUUCCUACAAACUUGGUGAUAAAAAAGUUCCAGUACCAACUUAUAUAUUAGGAUCAAAUAAUGAAGAAAAUGUCAAAGAAUAUCCAACAGAUGAAUCACAUUUUGAACUAUGUUCUAAUGUUUACUACCUAGGUAAACGGGGAAUAUACACAGACAGUAAAGGAUUGAAAAUUGCCUAUAUAAGUGGAAUAUCAGGUGUAAAUUCUAAAGGACCAUGGACCUACUCUGAAAAAGAUGUGACAGAGCUUUGUGAUUCAUGUAUAAAAGGAAAUUCGUCUUUUAGAGGUGUUGAUAUUUUAUUAACAUCCCAAUGGCCUUCAAAUAUAAUUAGUGGAGAUUCAAAAAUAUCCCUCUCAAUAAAUAUGAUGAGUGAUUUACCAAGUUAUUUAUGUAUGAAACUUAAACCUCGCUAUGUAAUAAGUGGCCUUGAAGGGGUUUAUUAUGAAAGGCCCCCCUUUCGAUGUCCAAAUCUAGGAGAUCAUGAUACUACAAUGGAAGUAGCUACAAGAUUUAUAGGUUUAGCACGAGUGGGGAAUCCAAAUAAAGACAAGUGGAUAUACGCCUUAAGUUUGAUGUCUUUAGAGAAAAUGAAAUUGAAUGAGUUGUUGCAGAAAACUACUGAUGAGACGUUGUGUCCAUUUAACAUAUCUGAAUUAGAACAAAAGAUUUUCAAAAGCUCAAAGAAAACUUCAAAACCAAAUCAAUAUUUCUACGAUAUGAAUACUUCUGUGGAUGAUGACAAAAAGAAGAAAAGGGGUAAAAAACCAAGAAUUGAAUUUGACCAGAAUAAAUGUUGGUUCUGUCUUGCCAGUCCAUCUGUAGAGAAACAUCUUAUCAUCGCAGUUGGAAAUCACGCUUAUUUAGCUUUAGCUAAAGGUGGCCUAGUUGAAGAACAUUUUCUCAUUUGCCCUAUAGAACACCACCAAAGCAUCCUUGCUUUAAAUAAUGAAGUUCUAGCUGAAAUAAAUCAAUUCAAAGAUAGUAUUAGAAAGUUUUAUGAAAGGGAUGGGAAAUUACCUGUGUUUUUUGAACGAAAUUAUAAAACUUCUCACAUGCAAUUACAAGUCAUACCUAUUUCCAAAUAUGCCAACAAAGAAUUAAAAGAAAUAUUUAUUGAAGAAUCAGAAGCUCAAGGAUUUAAACUAGAGACAUUAGACUCUCACAAUCGGCUUGACCAAGUUUUACCUCCAAAAGUACCCUAUUUUACAGUGGAACUUCCAGACGGAUUAUUGAUUUACACCAAAUUGCAAGGAUCUGUCGAUUUUCCCUUGAAUUUCGCUAGGGAAGUUCUUGCUUCUGGGCCAAUAUUGAAUAUGAAGGAGAGAGAGGAUUGGAAAAAUUGUAUCUUGGACAAAGAAGAUGAGAAAAAAUUAGUACAGAAACUCAGAACUGAUUAUGAACCAUUUGAUUUUACCAGUUUAGAUUAGGAAUUAGUUAUUUA